Messenger RNA from Scleropages formosus (Asian bonytongue), 3389 nucleotides. It is a transcript of the gene snx29, whose product is annotated as sorting nexin 29. The coding region runs from base 701 to 3154 and encodes 817 amino acids. The transcript has 21 exons. NCBI's taxonomy places the organism in Eukaryota, Metazoa, Chordata, Actinopteri, Osteoglossiformes, Osteoglossidae. Gene Ontology annotation, molecular function: phosphatidylinositol binding. The record is from RefSeq and is a predicted model, not a curated record.
CUUCCAGCCAAGCAAGCUAAUACUUCUCUAGUAACAAUACCCAUUUACAGUGAAGUCAGACUUCUCAAACCUACUCCAAGAUGCCUAUUAAAAGUCCCAUAUUAAGUAUAAAAAUGCUAACUCCCCAACCGGAACGGCACGUCCGCGGCAUAACCCGCGACUACCAACUUCAACAUCUGCGCAGCUUCCCGCUCCUUCCGCGCACGCGUCACGUGACCCGCAUCCACGACUCCCCCACGUGACCGAACUCCCUCUGAGUCAUAUGACUUUUCAGCAGAGGCGCUCGAAUAUUUCGUGGCGCUUUUGCAAACUAUCAGAAUAAAACUUACUACUUUAUGGUUUUGCGAUUCUCCCUCUGGCGCCGCACGGCCCCGAACCGCUCGUGCUCGUGCCCGUGCCCGUGCCCGAGGCGAGUGCGUAGCGUGUGUUUUGUGGUGGGUGCAGCCGUUGAUGGCGACGGGCGGCUGAGGUAUUCCCCGGCCGAGGCCCGGCGGCGGCUCUGCGCGCGUGUCCCCGCCACUAAACUCGCUUUAAUUUGCUCGUUGGUGGACCUAGGGCCCCCCCUCACUUGGUUAAGUCGGGCAGUUUGUUCACUAGCUGAACACGAGUAUUAAAGCAUGUUGGCGUGUUGAACUUGAAGUUGAAGCGUGUCAGUGAGGCUACAUGUCGGCUCAUCAUCUGUGUGUGACCUGAGGGGAUCAUGGACAGGAUGAGCGGUGCACAGCAAAAUGACACGAAAAGGCAACACUUGCUAGAACGACUGCUGGAUGCUGUCAAACAGUGUCAGAUCCGCUUUGGAGGAAGAAAGGAGAUAGCCUCAGACUCUGAUAGCAGGGUGAUCUGCUUGUGCGCUCAGUUUGAGACUGUCCUCCAGCAUGGUCUGAGGAAGAGCCGGGGUCUGGCUCUUACUGCAGCCGCCAUCAAGCAGGCGGCCGGUUUCACCAGCAAAACGGAAGCAGAGCUGUCCUUCUGGCUGUAUGUGAAGGAACACCUGAACCGACAUGAGCUGCAGCGCUUCUACUCCCUGCGCCACAUCACCUCCGAGCUGGGCCGCGGCCGGGCCUGGCUGCGCUGUGCUCUGAAUGAGCACUCGCUGGAGCGCUACCUGCACAUGCUUCUGGCUGACCGCUCGCGGCUCAGUGUCUUCUAUGAAGAUUGUGCUUUCCUCCUUGAUGAAGAGAGAGCCAGUAUGUUACCCACCAUGGCAGCAGGUCUGAACUCCAUCCUGUUUGCCAUCAAUAUUGACAACACUGACCUGAAUGGGCAGACGCGGAGUGGGCCCUCCGUGUCCAACCUGCUGAAGGAGUCCACACAGGGUGUGAGCAGCCUGUGGAAAGAGUCCACCCAAGGCGUCAGCACUCUCCUGCGCGAGAUCAGCACUGCUACUGCCGUGGUGCCUGGGUUCAGCCCUCGCUCUGAAUGCCACUCUGACCCGCUGCCUGUCCUCCCACGCAGCGCCUCUGCAGACUCAGGUCUGAGGAAGGAACGUCGACGGAAGAAAAAAAUCACCAACAUCAUCUCCUUUGAUGAUGGCGAUGAUGGUGGAGCAGAGGAUGAGGAAGGGGAAGUGGGAGGCGGCCUGAAGAAGAGUGGAGGGCCUUUGGGGAGCUCAGAAGAGGUCCUGCACCCCCGUGGAGAAUCGCCUACAACCAAUGGCGGCCCUGAAGCUGGCAUGGCCAGCUGGGGAAGUGAUUACACCCAUAAUCACAAUGGAGCAUUGCCUGACACCAAAAGUAUUGACAAUGAUGAGGAGGAUGAUGAUCUCUACAGUAAAAGCAGGCCAGAGCCUGGGGAGGAGCAGCGGAGUGGAGAACGGGUAAUAAUAGGAAGCCUGUCGAGUGUGUCCACCUGGAGCCCGCUGCAGGUGAUCAAUGACAACGACAGCUCUGACCUCCUCAUCCCAGUGGCAUCCACCUGCUCUCAGCAAGAGAAUUCAGUGGAAGCUCAGACUUUCUCUGUGGAGGCCAAGAGCAGUGGCCUGGUGGCUGACCUCACGCAAACACCAUCCCAGCUGGAGUUCAAGGUGGAUCCCAGUGUUCCAGUCCAGCAGGCACCACUCAGUAGCGUAAUUCCUACCCCUGGCCUGCCGGAGUCAAUGACAGUAGCUGAACUUCGACAAGCAAUUGUGGCCAUGAUGAGCAGGAAGGAUGAACUGGAGGAACAGAACAUAUCCCUCCGCAGCCUGCUCGAUGGGGAGAUGGAGCACUCUGCCGGCCUGAGGCAGGAAGUGGACAGUUUGAGGAAACGGCUGGGUGAGCUGGAGGAACGGCACACUGCCAAAGUACAGGCCCUUGCCAGAGAGAACGAGGUGCUCAAGGUCCAACUGAAGAAGUACGUGGGAGCAGUCCAGAUGCUGAAGCGAGAGGGUGGCCAGAGUAAUGAUGCUCUUCCCAUGCUGCGGAAUUGUGACAGCCCCCCUUGCGCCCCUCAGUCCAAGUCGGCCAGCGAUGUCGAAGAGUUGGCCUCCAGCUACGAGCGCAAGCUAAUUGAGGUGGCUGAGAUGCAUGGAGAGCUGAUCGAGUUCAAUGAGAGGCUCUACCGUUCACUGAUGGCCAAGGACCAUCUUAUCAGCCAGAUGCGGCAGGAGCUGAUUGAGCUUCGUGGCCCUGUUCCAGGUGAUCUCAGCCAGACUUCUGACGAUCCAAGUUUAUCGGAUUUUGAAACUACUCACCGUGCCCUCAUCAAUGUGUGGAUCCCCUCUGUUUUUCUCCGAGGAAAUGCCACUAAUGCGUACCAUGUUUACCAAGUGUACAUCAGGAUCCUGGAUAACGAGUGGAAUGUAUACCGACGGUAUGCUGAAUUCCGAGACCUGCACAAUCGCCUGCGCUCCCAAUACCCGCAGGUCGAUACCUUCAGUUUCCCUCCCAAGAAGGCCAUUGGAAAUAAGGAUGCUAAAUUUGUGGAGGAACGGCGCAAACAGUUGCAGUGCUACUUGCGUAUGGUCAUGAACAAGCUGGUCCAGACUCUGCCCCAGUUCUCAGCCCAGCCUACUAAGGAGACCUUGUUGCAGCUGCUGCCUUUCUGCAGGGACAUGCCACAGACCAGCGAGAGUGGAGGUAAACCAUCCCGUUCCAGAUCAUCCAGAUUCCCCAAACUGGGCCGCAGUCAAAACAGAGAGUCGAGGAACCCUGAACCACAGAGCGGUGACCUCUGACCUGCCUUUCAUUGGACUGACAGUACAGGUCUGAGAUCCCUCUGAACAUAAUGCAAAAACCACAGAAGGAGGGCAAGGGAGGGAAGAAGAUUGCUGUGUCAGGAGCUACAGAACUGCACCUCCUGUCAAAUUUCAUGGAAUGAACUCAUGCAGGUCUUCUCAGUCCUGUAUGUUCAGAUGUCAGAAGCUGACAACUAGUUGGGUGUAGAACUGGGAGUUUAACAUAUUUUUUUUU